AUGAAGUAUUUUUUACUUCUUUUCUUGUUAGUAUUAUCUUUCACGUUAGUUGAAUCUGUAUAUCAAUAUCAAAUAUUGAUUUUAGAGCCAAUUUAUCGGUUCACAGAUUCUGCAGCAGUCCCUGCAAAAUCCAUUUAUUUCACCAAUCUUCCGCAGCACUUUAGUUUGACCCAAAAAUCUUCAAAAUUAGAUUUAUCUCAAUUCAAUGUUGUUCGUGGUUUCACCCAGGAGAUGUUUUUGAAAAACUUGGGAUGUGGUACUGACACGUGUCAGAACUUCCCAGCAACAGUGACAUCUGUUUAUAAUAUAAUCGAUUUAAAAGGACGCUUGAAAUUCGAAACCAAUCCAGCUGGCACUGACAAUGUACUUGGAAAAGCUGGGUAUCUAGCUACUGAAGAAAUUGAAGGGCUCGUUAGAUAUGAUGAAUAUUACUCGGAGGAAGAUGAUUCGUUUACCUAUACGAACGGAAAAUACCCAAAUCAGUUCGGCGCUUGCCAGCUGAGAGAUUAUGGAAAACUUCGAUACAAAUUUGUAAGAACUCUGGGGCAUGCGUUUACUGCGGUGGCAAUCCCAGAAAACUUGCCUAUUUACUCCAUUUUUGCAUAUGAUGAUGGGCUCCCUGAGCCCACCACAACCGUUUCACCUACCCUUUCACCAACUCAAUACGUCUUCGAAACUAAUCCAAUCUGGAAAAUUCUCAAAAAUUCAAAAAAUGGAACUCAAGGAGUUGGAGCUGUUAAUCUUCCAUGGACUCCACCAGUCAGUGCAUCUCCAAUUGAACCAACCAAUGUUUGUCUUUUGAAUGGAAAUUCUUCCGUUUUAUCGAGAUAUGGAGAAAUCGAUCGAAUGCUUCAAUUCUUUGAUGACACCCAUGUUAUUAUUGGAUUCAAGGAUUCAAUUCAAGAUGCUUCUAAUACUUUCAUCUACUCGUAUAUUGGAUAUGCAUUCAAAAGUUCUGACAAUUUGUGUGGAAUUCCUCUGAAACCAAUUAGAGAGCUCUAUAAAGCUGGAGUAGGGAACACUGUGGUUGCUGGAGACGACUACUCUGAUCUUAUAUCAUCUGGCUACAUGUUGACUGGAAAUAUCAUUGGUUACACCAUUGACUGCAAUAGCACCACGGAUGGAGAGCUGAUUGUAAUGAUUCCCGAUGGUAUUUCUACAAUCUCUUCUACAACAAUUUUACUCACUUCUCAAUUCGCUACGUCUUCUCCCUCCCAGAUUGUUGGAUAUUAUGUUCAACCUGUAAAAAUCGUGGGGCCCUCGGCGUCUGGAGGCGAACAAGGUUAUUGGGUAGACCCAGAACUUCCUGAGCCCCAGAUUGGUGAUGUACUUGGAAUUUCAAAUGUCUGCUUGUUCACUGCUAGUUCGUCAAUUAUUUCAAAAUGUGGAUACACUAGGAAUAUAUAUGUGUACUAUGACAAUGUUGAUAAGUUUUAUUUUGUCAGUCUAUAUACAUUCGGGAGAAGCGUGACAUCAAAAGUAAUUGGAAUUGCAUUUGAAACAGAAGAGAACUCUUGUGGGCUUAAUUUGGUACCAAUUCGAGAAUUGUACAAGGAUAGAUACUACGUUGUUGCUGGCAAUGAUUACCAAUAUUUGAUUGAUGAUGGUUAUAAUAUAACUGGAAACAUUGUGGGAUAUACUGUAGAUUGCAAGGAUUCAAAAGAUGAAUUCGUCUAUGGUCACUUACCGAGUUAUGCCUUUUCCACAACAACAUCCAGUAUGACAACUACUGCUUCUGAUUCUACAACAUCCGACUCAUCUGUGAUAGUAUCUUCAUCCAAAAAUCCAGCAGUUUCAAAUCCAUUCAUUACAACUUAUUCUCUUCCAUCUUCUCCAAACAACCCAUUCAUUUCAAUCACAACUACACCUGAUUCAGCGAGCAGCCAGAAAAUUUCCACUACGACUGCAAUAUCGCAUUCUGCCUACAGUGCUUCUCCGUCGACUAUUCCAACAACUACACCAUAUGAUUUGACAAAGCCUUUGCCAAAGUUAGACUGCAAUAUUAUUGAAAACUAUGGAGACCUCAACGGUAGAAUGGUAAAUUUUGCCAAUGUUAUGGAAGUUGGAGAUAAUAUCACUAUUACCGGACAUAUUUGGCAAAAUGCUUCUGAAUCGACAUUUAAUUUAUACGUUGGUAUGGACCCUAAAUAUCUACAAUCAUACAUUUCCAUUCAUAUCAAUAUGAGAUGGGCAACAGAUGGAAUUGUUUAUAAUUAUUUCUGGGGAAUGUGGAAUUAUCAGUUUGAAAGUUACUCGACUCGUCCAUUCUCCAGAGGACUUCCUUAUGUUUUAUCUGUUGUAAGAGGAAUCAAUUACUAUGAUGUGUACGGUAACGGGCAGUUCAUCAAAAAGUUUGGAAUAAUUGGAUCAGUUGCUCUUCACCAAGUUGGAGCAAUGUAUGGGUAUCAGCAAUGGAAUAUUGAUACAGUUAAAAUGAACUGUGCUCGUUCCCAUACCACAACAGUGGAGCCAUCUACUCCACUCGAAACAGCUUCUACCUCUCAAUCAACACCCUCCGCAACCUUAACUUCAACAACUGAAAAUAUUCCAAGUACUUCUAAAAUUCCCGAGACGUCUACUACUCAGCGCCCUACUUCACCCAUUCUCACAUCUGGGGCAACCAGUACAUCUUCAUCCACAGAAUCUACCACUACAUCCCCAACAACUUCAACUACUACAACUCUACCUCCUACCACAACUCCAUACAAUUUGUCGGCUCCGAUUCCAAAGUUAGACUGUAAUACUAUUCAAUUCUACGGGAACCUGCUCUGGAGACCAGUAGUGUUCAGCAGAUAUAUGGAAGUUGGAGACAAUAUCACACUUACUGGAUUUAUUUGGAAUAAUGCUACUGAAUCAAAUGUGAACUUUUACCUUGGAUUCAAUCCAUUAUUUGGAACUACUGCAGUUCCAGUUCACAUAUCACAACGCUGGAGUUCAUCAGCUCGUAUUAUCUAUAACAAUUUUUGGGGACAAUGGGGACCGGAAGCAUUUUCAGCAAGACCAUUCACCAGAGGACAACCCUUCGUGAUAUCUCUCAUUAAAACAGCGAAUUCUCAUCAAAUCUAUGGAAAUGGGCAGCUUCUCAUCAACUUUGGAUAUCGUGGAACUGCUUCGCAAAAUUUAAUUGGAAGUAUGAUUGCAUAUAGAGAGUCAACAAUUGAUACGGUUUCAAUGGCUUGUGUUCGUCCACCAACUACCCCUACUACUACAACUUCAACGACUACCACAACCACUCCUAAACUAACUACUACUUCAACAUUACCUUCGACUUCAACAGCUAUAGCAACUACUGAUGUUUCAACAAGGCCUCGGUCGUGUGACAUCAAUUCAAUCACACUUGGAGAAGGUGACGCAAAUACCCCACAACUUCAACUUGAUGCUGUUCUUGGAGAAUCAAGCGGCUCGUCUCUCUCCAUUUACUGUCGUGGACUUCCAAAUUACAGUAUAUACAUGAUGUUCAAUGUUAAUCAAGGAGGACCACCACCUGUCAUAGAUGGAUAUUUGGAAAUAACUCUGGAUUGUCUGCCUGAUAGUGAAGGUGUUUGGACAUUUGGAGGGAGAGAGAUCACAGCUAUUUCAUGUUUCCAAGCACCUAAGUGUUCCACGUUUGUACCAAGUUUCUGGAGGUCAGUAGAUCUACCAAUUUUGUCACCUACGUCCAGGGUCGUCAUGUUGCUAACUUGGCAGUGA
Messenger RNA from Caenorhabditis elegans, 3690 nucleotides. RefSeq lists its product as uncharacterized. Gene Ontology annotation, molecular function: carbohydrate binding. The record is from RefSeq and is marked reviewed. The transcript is spliced from 20 exons. NCBI's taxonomy places the organism in Eukaryota, Metazoa, Nematoda, Chromadorea, Rhabditida, Rhabditidae. The coding region runs from base 1 to 3690 and encodes 1229 amino acids.